This is a messenger RNA of Acipenser ruthenus (sterlet), 2676 nucleotides long. Its product is annotated as leucine-rich repeat-containing protein 15-like. Gene Ontology annotation, cellular component: plasma membrane. The transcript has 2 exons. The record is from RefSeq and is a predicted model, not a curated record. Bases 106 to 2562 code for a protein of 818 amino acids. NCBI's taxonomy places the organism in Eukaryota, Metazoa, Chordata, Actinopteri, Acipenseriformes, Acipenseridae. Gene Ontology annotation, molecular function: protein binding.
CUGCUUAAGCAGAUGACAGUUCUAAUUGACUAUCCGUUUACAAGUGAUCACCUUUAAAAAGGUCCUGCUAUCGUCGACUUUUCAGAAUUUCAACCAGGGAUCAGAAUGCCUUCCAUAUUCCUAGUCCCCAUUUGUCUUCUGUCCAUACUGUGUGGAUUUCAGUGCCAGCCUAAUAAGACUGAGAAACAUCAGGACCUCUAUUCCAAUGCGGAUACAUUAGAAAUCCCAGCUAGUCUAAAGACUGGUGUGAAAGAAGUGAUUUUUGUUGGAACUGGUAUUUCAGAGAUCAAAAAUGGGGCCUUUAAAAACAACUCCCAGCUAGAGAAGAUCAGCUUUCUUAACAAUCCUAUUGUUUCAAUAGAAACAAAUGCAUUUGAAGGUUUAGACAGCAUUACAGAUAUUGAAGUUUUAGGCAGUAAAUUGCAGUUACUACCUGUUGGUGUUUUCGACCACGUUAAAACCCUGGAAACUCUCAUAUUAAAGAACAACAAAAUCAACACAAUACAGAAAGGCUUAUUCAAUGGACUUACACAUUUGAAAACGCUUGAACUGCACAUGAAUGCAAUCGAUUCACUUCCUGAAGAAAUAUUUGAUCAGCUUGAAAAUCUUGAAACUCUUCACCUGGCCAAAAACCAUAUAACCUGUGUUUCAAAAGAUAUUUUCAAUAAACUUCAUAACCUUAAAAAGCUCCGACUUUACGAGAACGACCUCAGAGCUGUUCCUGAUGGCAUCUUUGAUAACCUGCCCAAUUUGACUGAGAUUGCACUGCAACACAACAAGAUCAAGACGUUGCCUCCUGGUUUAUUUUCACAAAAUACAAAUGUAGAGAAGCUGUACAUGGAAAAUAACUCCAUUUCACAGUUACCGUUAGGGAUUUUCUUUGGUCUUCCUAAAAUCAAAUAUCUAAAGAUUGAUAAUAACCAACUAACAAAACUGCCUGAUGUUCUUUUUGGAGCAAUGCCCAAACUGACUGAUCUUAAGCUUUCCAGCAACGCUCUCAUGACUCUCCCAGAUGGGAUCUUCAGCAAUCUCACCUCUCUAAAGAAACUGGCUCUGUCUAACAAUCACAUUACUCAAUUGACAAGCUCCGUUUUUGAGGGGCUGCAAAAGCUGACGGACCUAGAUUUACAAAAUAAUAAUCUGAAGUCCUUGGACAGCCAGACAUUUGUCCUUUUGCCCAAACUCAAAAAAUUAUCACUAAAUGGUAAUCCGUGGAAUUGUGACUGCAAUUUGAUCAAUCUCGUCAACUGGAUAAAAGCAAAUCCGACAAAGGUCAAGUCAUCUGCAUCUGGGACUUGUGAAAGUCCUGAAAAUCUGAAAGGCAAAGCCUUAAAUUCCUUAACAGAAGACCAACUCAUUUGUCCAACUACUCCUGUUGUCAUCACCACAUCAGCACCUACCACCACGAUAGCCUUCACAACUACAGUAAGUACUACAGUUCCUGCCACUACCAAGAUCGAGACUACAUCACAACCAACAACAGAGGAAGACACAACCACCAUCUUGACUACCAAUGAAGCCACACCCACUACCACAAUGAUGCCAACCACACUGGCAACUACAACCGAGCAGCUCACAUCCACAGAGCCAACAACAUUAUUUACAACCUCCACAGAGCUUGAAACCACAGUUCAGACCACCACGGAGAUGUCAACCCCAAUGAGUACCACCGAUGCAGAAACCACAGCCCUGCCAACAACUACAGGGGCCUGGACAACCACAGCCCUAACAACCUCCACCCUGCCAGAAACUACAGAGCAAACAACUACCAUUGUAACAACGGCAUCACCAACCACAACUACAGAGCAAACAACUACCAUUGUAACAACGGCAUCACCAACCACAACUACAGAGCAAACAACUACCAUUGUAACAACUACACCACCACCACCAACCUCAACUACAGUGGCCUGGACAACCACAGCCCUAACAACCUCCACCAUGCCAGAAACUACAGAGCAAACAACUACCAUUGUAACAACGGCAUCACCAACCACAACUACAGAGCAAACAACUACCAUUUCAACAACGACAUUACAACCAACACCGCCACCACCACCACCAAUCACAACUACAGUGGCAUGGACAACCAGUACCCAGCUUGAAACCACAGAACUAACGACUACCAUUUUAACAACAAGACCAACACCACCUCCGAAGACUACUCUAACAUGGACAACUACCCAGCCAGAAACUACAGAGCUAACAACUCCAAUUUAUACAACACCAACUACUACAAUAUCCUGGACCUCCACUGAUCCUGAAACCACAACAUAUUUAACUGAAACAACAAGUAUUGCCCAGUCAACCCAGACCAUACAGCUCCCAAUAACAUCUGAUUCACAAUACAGUUUGGAUACUUGGGCAGACAUAUCCUACUGCAAGAUGAUGCUGAUAUCAUAUACAGCAAUGGUGGUGGUGGAAAUCUGCUGCACCUUGGUCCUGGCAAAAUUUGUAUACACACUUUACCAGUCCCUUCAGUUCAGAGGGAAAAUGUAUGCAAAUGUCAAUCUCACACAUUUUUCAUACAGGAAAGAGCUGAUACUGCAACCCAAGAACUAGAGACAAAUAAAAAAUGUUAUUAGCUUUGUAGCUAUUCAACAAAAUUAUAUAAAAUGUCUUAACAGUAGACACGUUAAAGCAUGUGUAAAUAAAGAUCCUGAAAUUUACUUUAAA